Alosa alosa (allis shad) is the source of this 4470-nucleotide messenger RNA. RefSeq names its product tetratricopeptide repeat protein 9A. The coding region runs from base 431 to 1141 and encodes 236 amino acids. Gene Ontology annotation, molecular function: protein binding. The transcript is spliced from 3 exons. NCBI's taxonomy places the organism in Eukaryota, Metazoa, Chordata, Actinopteri, Clupeiformes, Clupeidae. The record is from RefSeq and is a predicted model, not a curated record.
UCCACGCUGACGGUUCGCAGCUCGAGCGCCGCAUCGGGACACGUCUGGUCCUGUACGUGAGGAUUCAUUUACUGUCAACGGUAGAAGGAGAGGGUCGUGAGAGCUACUCAGGAGCGUGAUUCAUCCGUUAAUAGGGCUUUUAUUGAUUCUAGACGGUAAAGCAUCACACAUAUUUUACCCAUGACAAUCAUGACUGUAUUGCGUCUACCACAAUCACGCGUCGACAGAGAAACCUUCGUUGUUACAGCACUUUACUUAAUCGAGAUGUAGGCGCGCGGAGAUGGUGCGAGCUCACAGACCCAGCUGCAACAUUAGAGGCGGGCACAUGUUUAUCCUACAUUUAGUCGAAUUCAUCGUUUGCUUUUUGACUGUAUGAACUAGCUCCGUAUUAUUUUUCACUGAAAUAUUUCUUCUUUGGGGGGAAGACAUCAUGAGUUUGGACCAGGGUGGGUAUGAUGCGGUUUGCCGCGCGGACAACGGAGCAGGAGGAGUCCUUAGCAGCGGCAAUAUCAGCGUUCCUCAGCGGCAGCCCAUUCACAGGGACGUUCGCUACUACCAACAGCACUCGCGUCACCAUGGAACCUCCAUGGAGAAACAACCGCCGCGCAACGAUCCGGCGGAUCUGGUGAGACGUGCGCUUGACUUCAAGACUCAAGCCACGCAAUGCUACAAAGAUAAGAAAUACCGGGAAGCUAUCGGGAAGUACCACCGCGCUUUGCUAGAGAUGAAAGGCUUGUGUCGAGUUCUCGGGGAUCCUGACACUGGCUCUAAGUCACCCUCCUCCGUGCUGUCCACGAUAAGCAAGGCGUCUUUGACGGAGGAGCAGAAAGGGGCCGUGGAAAACGCGGAACUUGAGUGUUACAACAGUUUAGCGGCCUGUCUCCUGCAGAUGGAGUUGGUGAACUAUGAGCGGGUGAAGGAGUACUGUUUGAAGGUGCUUCGAAAAGAGGGGGAGAACUUUAAAGCCCUUUAUCGCUCUGGAGUUGCCUACUAUCACCUGGGCGACUUCAACAAGGCGCUGUAUUACCUGAAGGAAUCGCACAAACAAGAACCUUCAGACACCAACGUGAUUCGCUACAUCCAGCUGACGGAGAUGAAGAUACGACGCAGUACCCCGAAAGAAAAGAAGGAGGACUCGUAAAAGAAGAAGAAAUCAACAGAAACAACAACAACAACGACAACAACAAAAAAACGACAGGGGCCUCACCUGUAAUGCUGCCAUCCCUACACUGUGUUCUGUCCCUCUCAAACACAUGUAUCACUGCCCUUAGCUUUCACAGCUGACCGCCCUAUCCUGCAUGCAUUCCUGCAUACAUCUCCAUCUGAACAGAGAGCGAAGCUGCAACAGAGCACGAGCCCUGCCAACACAGGCAGAUCUCACGUUCUGAUUUUUAGGAAGCAUUGCUAGGUUCUUAACAAUGGCCGAUUCGAAACUAGCGAGCUAAUUAACAAAGGUGUUGCCUCUGCCUCCUACUGGGCUUCAGGGGAGGUCAGUGAAUUGUGAACUGGGCAGCAAUCGGUCAGAACAGGAAAUGCAUAUGUUUCCUAUUAUUUCCACUUCACUCUCUUCAGUCUCUCCCGCCUGCAGGCUGUCAUGUUUGUUUUGGAUAUGUGAACAACACCUAUUCUUACCCUAUAACACAUACACACCCACAUGACCAUAACCGCCCCCAUAAUAGGCAAAAAGAGCAAGCAUUACUGUAUCCGUGUUGUAUCAAUCAAUGGCCUAUAUGUUAAUUGUUUGUUUUUUAUGGUUGAGCAGCGCCGCCAUGCCAGCUUUGCCCCCUCCUGUUAAUGUCACAACAAUGAGUGUGCAAAGCAUGACUAAGCUCAUCAGUCUGGAAGAGCGUGAGUUAUCACUGCCAGUUCAUAUGGUGCAACUCGGACUGGUACCAGUCGAAAAAGCGUGCCAGCACAAAAGGUGCGCUAAGGCCAACACUGUAGUUACUCGUCAUAGAGGGCUUGAGGACAUGCACUAACAUUGUCAAUGUGUGAGAGCAUGAAUGAAACGUUGAAUGAGUGGAUAGAUGGAUGGAUGGAUAUGCCUGACAUUCCACAACUAAAGGUGUUGUGUGUUGAUAAUAACACUGUUGUGUGUUAAUAAUAACACUGUGCUUCACAAGGUCCACAGAGUUUACUAGAGAGGGAGCACAACUAUGAAAAUGUCUAAUUGAAUCUGUAGAGCCAAAGUGUUGUAGUGAUGAAGGAGAACUUACGCCCUCUGUGUUUACAAUAGCCUAGGUUGUAAUCUAAUGCUUUUGCUGUACACUGAAUUUGACUGUUUUAUCUGUUUUGUCCUAACAGCAAGCUUUACACUCGUGUCACUCAUUCGAAAGGAAUUCAGUUGAAAUGUAUAUUUGCCAUAUAGCUGUAUGUACAAAAUACACUCAAGUGUCAGAGCAUACAGUCUCUUGGAAGUUUCACUAUGAUGCUUUUUAAAAAAAAAAAGUUUGGUAUGUCCAGAUAUUUUUGGAUUAGGGUGGUCUAACCAGGUGACCACCAGUGGUGGUCCACAUGUGUUUCUACCCUUCAAACAUGCCGCCUGUCUGUUAUGGGCAGCCUGUCCUGGUCUGCCCCUGCAUCACCGAUCCUCUAAGGCCACUUAUACUUAUGAGCUUUGCUUCAUGCCUCUGCAAGGGUCUGCUAGGGUCCAAGCGACGGUGAUGAAUGUUGUCAUCAGAAGGUGGACAGGAUGCAUGGCUCUGUGCGGACAUCUGUCCAGCAUCCUCCAAUUUCUCUUUGUCACCUUCUGAGCCCGCGGUUCCACAUGACAGCAGCUUGUUAUGGCUUUAUGGCUUUAGCUGCCAUCGCCUGCGCUGGCCCUGUGCCGGCUCACACCCUUGCCAUAGUCAGCCGUCAGGGGUGGUGCAGGGGCAGCGUGAUGGGAGUCUCAAGUAUAAUCAAUCACUGUGUUAUUUACGUACAUCCCUCAACGUGCAGCCGCAGCAGCAGCAGGGAGCACUGGGGGCUUUAGUCUGUGAUAACGCUACCGUACAGAAGCAUGUCGUUAUGGUACUACUACACUUUGCCGCAGUGCUUUGCCACAAAUCGCUGGUGGUGAAGGAAGGCCAGAUUCACUAGAUCCACCUUCCUGGUAAUAGUUGUGUGUUUUAUUGUGAGCAGUACUGCCUUUGAGUCCAUAGGCUAUUUGGAGCAUUCCCCCAGACCUCGCGCAAACCCUAACAGCCUGUUUAAGGAAGGAUAAGGCAUUAUUCUCUCAGCAGAAAGCAGAAGACUGAAAAACAGAUGGAAAUACUAGGUGGAGGUUGGUGUGUUAUGAAGGCUGAUGGCAUAUGGGGGACCCUCCAUCAUUAAACCCUAUGGUGCACAUAGUGUAGUAAAUACAGGGUUCCUACGCAGUAUGGAAAACCUGGAAAAGUAUGGAAUUUGAUUUGAAUAAUUUCCAGGUCUAGAUAAGUAUGGAAAAAAGAAACAUGGGUAUGGAGAAAUAUUUAUGUUUCCAGACUAUUGCAUCUACAGUACUAAUCACUUCACUCAGGUCAUCAUGAACCAUUCCUACUGUUGUGUAGCUUAACUGUCAGUCCACAUCAUCAAGAUACAAUUGAAUAGGGGUCCUCAGAAAAAAAAUCUCUCCCACAAGGGGACCCUGGUAACAAAACCAAAUCGAGAACCCCUGUUCUAUGCACGUGCCCUAUACCAUUGUGCACUGGUUUGUUUGCGUAGCUCUGCUUUUUUCAGCUAAAACACUGGUAGACUUUUUUGAUAAAAGUUACCAAGACAUGGAUACUGCAUUAUCUGAUAAACUGUUAUUGCAAACAAAUAAUUUAUAACAAUAUAAAUAUAAUAAUAUUUAACAAAACAAAAAAAUAAACAUUAUUAUACAGCUCUUCACAAUGCUAGUAGAACGCUCCAUUGACAAUAUAUAGAAUAUGGUAAGAAAAAUCUACCGAGAAGUUUGAAAAUUUGAGUAUGGAAAAAUUAUGGAAUUUUGAAAUGGAAAAUGUGUAGAAACCCUGUAAAUAAAUAUGUUGUCAAGUUCUGCAGUGUUUCAUGCGCUACAGAACCUGUUUAGUGGAUGCGUUAUUUUUGGAAUGCUUCAACUGGCCUUUGUGUGAGUGAGCUCAGCGCCACAACGCAUCAGUACACCAUCAUCAGCCAUGACGAUCAAGCGUUGUUAUCUCCUAGACAGAGGCGUUGUGUGGACUUGUUCUUUUCUAUCUCGCUCCUGCCUUGAGGCGUAUCAACUUUUUCUCCCAAGGAUCUUCGUUCCUUCCUUCCUUCCUCUUGGAAGUGCACGGAUGUUUCAGCCGUCUGAUCAUGCAGCCGAUAGUGGUCGUGUGUGUUUGCUAAGCUUGGUUACACAUGCCUACCCACCCCCUUCCCAAAUUCCCCCAGGCAUUGUUGACGAGCAUGUCAUCUUAAGAAAGCACCAUAAGCAAAAAUGUCCUUUUGUUGUGAUACGUAUGUGUCUGUUGAAUAAAUUAAAAGUGUGCUGAUUGUUAUCAAAAA